This is a messenger RNA of Ochlerotatus camptorhynchus, 947 nucleotides long. RefSeq names its product DNA repair protein complementing XP-A cells homolog Xpac (gene Xpac). Gene Ontology annotation, biological process: nucleotide-excision repair, DNA damage recognition; UV-damage excision repair; base-excision repair. Gene Ontology annotation, cellular component: nucleotide-excision repair factor 1 complex. Bases 85 to 936 code for a protein of 283 amino acids. The transcript has a single exon. Lineage: Eukaryota; Metazoa; Arthropoda; Insecta; Diptera; Culicidae. The record is from RefSeq and is a predicted model, not a curated record. Gene Ontology annotation, molecular function: damaged DNA binding.
AAGUGUAAACCGUUAUUUUGUGAAUUUUUUGAUGAUUAUCUGUAGAAAUUCAUCGUUUAUCUGUUAUCAGUUUGCUACUGAAACAUGAGUGAUCAAUCGGGUAUCGGUAGCAGAGAGCUCUCCGAUGCGGAUCGCCGUCGUAUCGAGGCCAAUCGGUUGCAUGCCCUGAACCUUCGCCAAGCGCGCCUAACCGCUCAUCCUUAUGGCGGCGGCAGCAACAACACCGAUAAGAAACGACCUCAGGAAACGGCCAUUGCCGUGGGAAACGUAAUUAAAGUAUCCGGGAGCAAGUUUAUCGACAGUGGAGGCGGUUUCCUGAUUGAACAGCGAACUUGCGUAGAUCCGAAGGAGGAAGAGCAGCCGGUUGACGAGAAGGAAGUGGAAAAGGAUUCCGUCCCGGUGCCGAUCGAGUUCUACGAAUGCCUGGACUGUGCGGAUCGUUUUGCGGAUUCCUAUCUCUUGGCCACGUUUGACUAUAAGGUUUGCGAUGCUUGUCGAGAUUCGGAUGAAAAGCAUUCGCUGAUUACCCGGACGGAAGCCAAGCAGGAGUAUUUGCUGAAGGAUUGCGACCUGGACAAACGGCAACCGAUGUUGAAGUUCAUCAGUAGGAAGAAUCCGCACAACGAGCGAUGGGGAGAGAUGAAGCUGUACUUGCACAUUCAGGUGGAGCAAAGGGCGCUUGAGGUUUGGGGAUCGGAGGAUAAUUUAAUCAAGGAGAAGGAGCUGAGGGACGAAAAGCGGGAGAUCACGAAGGUGAAAAAGUACAACAAGCGCCUGAAAGUGCUGCGGAUGGAUGUUCGGAGCAGUUUGUACGAUAAGACAACGCACGCACAUCAGCACAGCUGGGAUGACAGCGAGGUGUACAAUGAAGAGGAGGAUAGCUAUACAAGGACGUGCGAAACCUGCGGUCACAAGGAAACCUACGAAAAGAUGUGAUCUUUGUGUAC